Molecule: messenger RNA, 2874 nt
Organism: Saxophila tyrrhenica
Lineage: Eukaryota; Fungi; Ascomycota; Dothideomycetes; Mycosphaerellales; Extremaceae
Gene: SET3
Product: SET domain-containing protein 3
Exons: 1
Coding region: 1-2874 (957 amino acids)
Biological process (GO): regulation of DNA-templated transcription
Cellular component (GO): Rpd3L-Expanded complex; Set3 complex
Source: RefSeq, a predicted model, not a curated record
AUGACAGAGUCCUCGUAUUCUGUCAAGACUGUCAACGGUCAUGACUUUCACCAGCCUGCGCACCUGCACAAGCCCUCCGCCGCCUUCCACCCUCACCAUGGCCUCGUCGCGCCCGAGACGCAGGAUGAGGACGCGAUAAGCUGCGUUUGUGGAUAUUUCGACGACGAUGGCUGGACGGUCGCCUGCGACUUAUGUAACAAAUGGCAGCAUCAAUUGUGCUAUUACCCACACUAUGAGGACAUGUCGCUGCCGGAAGAUCUUCAGCAUUACUGUAUCGACUGCCGGCCUCGAGUUGACCUCGACAUCGCAAGGGCGCGUCAACGACAGUCGACAAGGAGACAAGAGCAAGUGCAAAUGUUGAACGGUGUCAAGCGCCAGCCUUCGAAAAGCCACAAGAAAAAGGUCAGGGAUGUGCCGUAUACCAAUGGCUGGCUACCGGACAAAGCGCGACACGAUAGGAACAGCGCCAGUCCCAGAGACCAACCACCACCUGCAAAACGACCCAAGACCAGUCAUCGGACUUCUGAACCGGUUGCUUCGAAUACCACAAAAGGCCACGCUCGCAAACGAACCGCUACCGCCUUGAACCGCCGACGGAGCUUGUCGAGGUCUCCGGACCUACCAGAUCACCUUUACUCGGAGGAAUUUAUCCAAUGCUACAAGAACGACGUUUGGAACGUGACAGACGCCAAUUUGCAUGACAGUAUUGCGAUAGCAAACGAGUUGUCUGUCUGGCUCACUACUGACCCGGAUGCCUUCCGCGAUCUGCAUGGACUACCACCAGAGGAGGUCUAUCGACGGUGGGACGAAGAGAUGGAUGACAUACCCAACAAAGCGCAUCUGGAGAUAGCGGAUGCUCCCAUCGACGAGCGCAUCCGCGACGACGACAACAAUGUCCUCACGUGGAAGACCAUCACCGUGAAGGAAGCUGUCGCUCAGGGUGCCUACCUUGGUGAGCUCAAAGGCCAUUUAGGCUCCAAAGACGACUACCGGCGCGAUCCGGGGAACAGGUGGUCCUCACUCCGCCAUCCGGAGCCGUUCGUGUUCUUCCACCCUCGACUUCCGGUCUACGUCGAUGCUCGUAAUGAGGGCACCGAGCUGCGCUAUGUUCGUCGUAGCUGUCAACCGAAUGCGGAACUUCAGAUACUGGUCACCGAAGGUUCAAUCUACCACUUCUGUUUUAUGGCGACAGAGCAGAUCGAACCGGGUACGGAGAUCGCGGUGGGCUGGGACACCCUCGACAGCCUCCCCACACUCCUGCGACAUGGCGAGAACAACAUGUCGCAGAAUGACAUGCGGCAGAUCAAGUCGUGGGUCAGCACCGUGCUCGCCAACUGUGGGCCUUGUGCAUGCCAACAGCAUGAGAACGACUGUUUGAUGCAUCGGCUUGAUCGGCGACGGGAGGUCGUCAACGAUGACGAAGACUCGGCAUCGGCAAAGGCACCCAAGUCGAAGAAGAGGAAGACAGGUCAACAAGUGUCGCCUUUGAACACACAUUUCAACAGCAGGUCCGGCAGUGAGGCUCACAAGGCCGAUCCCGAUGACGAACAGUCCGACUCGCGCUCCGUGUCUGGGUCUGCAGGGCCAGGAUCGGCCAGCCGUGACAUGACACCAAACACAUAUUACUCACACAAUGGGUCGCUCUCCACAGCGCCGGAGCUUUCGGAGCGAGAGCGGAGGAAGGUCGCGAAAGAGGAGGAGAUGUUCGCGCGACAGGCCGAAGCACAAACGGGAAAGACGGGCAAGAAGAAACGGAAUAGCGGCGGCUCGACAUUGAACACGCCAAGCGCAACGUCUUCCAGACACUUCACCUACCCUGGUCCAUCGAAGUAUGCGGAUGCCGGAACCUCGAAGCAGAACGGCAUGCCUCCCGCGAAACCGGGCCGCAAACCCAAGAGCAGUGAUGCACCGAAGCCGACGGCUGAGAGUGCUGAAAAGACAAUCCGGCCACAGUACACCAACUCAGAGGUUCAAUGCGACAUGGACAAGGAAGAGGCGGAGAAGCGCGCACAGAAUCCACUACCUCAGAGGCGGUUCGUCCCGCUGAGGCAACGGCUGCUACAACGGUGCGUGCUUGAUAACGCCAAGAGGCAGCGGCCUGCUGUCGAAUCUCAUACACCGCCGGCAUCCAAGCCUGAUGACCAGAUGGAAGUCGACCAGCCGAAGGUCUCGAAGUCACCAUCACCAGCACCAGUCAGCAGCGCAAGAGUGGCACCAACCUCGACACCGCCGCAGACGCCGCCAACACUGGAGGACGACCCGAAGCCAGACUCAGCGGACGACGUCGUGAUGGAAGACGUUACCUCCGUUCAAUCGAUCGCGCCGCCUGUGUUGCAUGACCUUAGCAACCACGGAGCCGAAUCAAAGCCUUCGCCGCCCGCCAGCCCGGACAUCACGUCGCCUUUGCCUAAAGAGCCUGUAGCCCCGCCAUGGCCUUCGGAAUCCGCUCAUCACGCUCAGGAGUUGACAGCCCAGCCAUCCACGAACAGCAAGCCUGCCGACAUGCAACUAAAGAUGCCUCCUCCGCCCAUAAAUCCCUUCGCUCAACCCAGUCAAGCCUCUGCGUCGAGCCCAGCGUUGUCCGCUGGCCUCACUCAGUCUCCGGCAUCCUUGACCGCACCCGGGCCACCGAUGUUCUCACCUUCCGUCACCGCGGCUGUCACGCCCAGCCCCGCCAAGAAGAAGAUGAGCCUGAGCGACUACACGAAGCGGAAGACCCAAGCCAAAGACAAGGAGAACACCGACACAAGAAUGGAGAGGGAUAGCUCGCCGGCUUCUGUUGCAUCUGGGCCGGUCGUGCCACCUUUGACGGCUGAAGGGAGUAUGGCGAGCCAAGCCAUUGACGACGAUGCUGGCGAUGGCAUGAAGUCCUGA